AUGCUAUUGUUCUUUCCAAUCGUGCCUGCGCUCAAGUUGCUCGGCCUAUUUGCAUAUUUUGUCGUGUCAUCUGUGUACAUUGCGAGUUGUGGAAACCUCUCAGCGGCGCAGCUGAAGGCUACAAUGCAUGGACCCCGCUAUGCAGAUACGAGCAGCAAUGCGACGGAUCCGAACCUGAUGAAGUACCUCUUUGCUUACAACAUCUUCGGCAUCUUCUGGACACAGCAACUGAUUGAAGCAAUCGCUGUGUGCACGAUUUCGGGCGCAAUUUGUCGCUACUACUGGUGUGACAACGAUCGCCGCCAUGAUCUUGGCUGGGCUGUCGGAGCGUCAGCGUACUACUCGGUGCGAUACCAUUUCGGGACGCUGGUCUUUGGCGCCGGCAUUCUCGCGGUCGUGCAAUUUCUCCGUGUUCUUCUUGAAUACAUCGACCGCCAGACCCAAGGAACACAAAACAAGGCUGUGCAGAUUGUCGUGUGCUGCUGUCGCUGCUGCCUCUACUGCCUCCAUAAAGUUGUCAAGUUCCUGAGCUCGAAUGGAUACAUCUUGGUCGCAAUGAAAGGCGGCUCAUUUUGCCACGCGAUCGUCGACGCAUUCAACCUCGUGGCCGCCAACCUCGGCCGCAUUGGUACGCAAAGCAUCGUCGCUACCUACGUCUUGUUCAUGGGAAAGCUGCUCAUCACGGCCGUGUGCGUUAUCGGUAUGUACGCCUUUGAGGCGUCACACGCAUCGUUGCACCUCACAAGCCCGUUCCCGCCGCUCAUCGCGACAGGUCUUUUGGCUUACGCGAUCUCGUGCCUCUUUCUUGGAGUUUUCGACGUCGCGAUCCACACGGUUCUCCUCAGCGUUUGUGAGGACGAGAAAUAAACCGCAGUACGGGCCAGUACUACGCAACGCCAGAAGUACGCUCCUUCUUGGACGACUCGGCCAAGUUUGCUUUCAAGCACCACCUGCCCGACGGUCAAGAUGCAUCGGUGUAACAAGAUCGACG
Messenger RNA from Saprolegnia parasitica CBS 223.65, 991 nucleotides. RefSeq lists its product as hypothetical. Gene Ontology annotation, biological process: transmembrane transport. The record is from RefSeq and is a predicted model, not a curated record. NCBI's taxonomy places the organism in Eukaryota, Oomycota, Saprolegniomycetes, Saprolegniales, Saprolegniaceae. Gene Ontology annotation, cellular component: membrane. The transcript is spliced from 2 exons. Gene Ontology annotation, molecular function: transmembrane transporter activity. The coding region runs from base 1 to 867 and encodes 288 amino acids.